AUGUUUUCAUCUAAAUCUGUACAUCUGUGCAAACCAAUCUAUCUAUCUAUCUAUCUAUCUAUCUAUCUAUCUAUCUAUCUAUCUAUCUAUCGAUCGAUCGAUCGAUCUCAUUCAAUCCAUAUCUAUCUAUCUAUCUAUCUAUCUAUCUAUCUAUCUAUCGCAUUCACUACAAUAUCUAUCUCAUUUAGUAUAUCUAUCUAUCUAUCUAUCUAUCAAUCUAUCGAUCGAUCGAUCUCAUUCAAUCCAUAUCUAUCUAUCUAUCUAUCUAUCUAUCUAUCUAUCUAUCUAUCUAUCGCAUUCAGUACAGAUCUAUCUAUCUAUCUAUCUAUCUAUCUAUCUAUCUAUCUAUCUAUCUAUCUAUCUAUAGAUCGAAUGAUCUCAUUCAAUCCAUAUCUAUCUAUCUCUCUAUAUAUCUGUCUAUCGCAUUCAGUACAGAUCUAUCUAUCUAUCUAUCUAUCUAUCUAUCUAAUUCAGUACAUAUCUAUCUAUCUAUCUAUUUUAUUCAAUACAUAUCUACCCAUCUAUCUAUGCUUCUCUAUUUUUCUCUCAGCCUUCAAUAUGGAUUCUUUGUAG
This is a messenger RNA of Acanthosepion pharaonis, 573 nucleotides long. The record is from the annotation of a GenBank genome assembly. Lineage: Eukaryota; Metazoa; Mollusca; Cephalopoda; Sepiida; Sepiidae.